UCUGAAGGAAGGUGAAGACCAGAAGGAGAUUAACAUAGAGCCAGCCCAGGCCUUAGACGAGGUGGAACCACUGCCUGAAGACUACUACACUAGACCUAUCAACCUACCUGAGGUGACAUCUCCAGGUCAGCGGCUGCUCCAGCCUGACUUCCAGCCAGCCGGAGCCUCUCAGCUCCACCCCAAACACAAACACCUGUUGAUCAAGCGCUCUCUGCGAUGCAGGAAAUGUGAGCACAAUCUGAGCAAGCCAGAAUUCAACCCAACUUCAAUAAAGUUCAAAAUCCAGCUGGUGGCUGUGAGUUACAUCCCUGAGAUCAGAAUAAUGUCCAUUCCAAACCUGCGCUUCCAGAAGGCAAGUCAAUUAUUCAAGUAAUGGAACAUGUAGUGGGAGAGUGUUACCCACGUCACCCUGGUGGGCUGUGAGGUAGGAGACCCAGUGGACAUCAACAGCACUGCGAAGGUGAUGGUUCCUACCAAGGAGUUGUUGGUCCUGGCAGGGAAGGAUGCUGCAGCAGAUUACGACGAGCUAGCCGAGCCACAGGACUUCCAGGACGACCCAGACGUGGUGGCCUUCAGAAAAUCCAAUAAGAUCGGUUUCUUCAUCAAGGUGGUCCCUCAGCGUGAGGAGGACGGGGAUGUCACGGUGUCCUUUAAGAUCCGCCACGACUUCCGCAACUUGGCGGCUCCUCAUAAGGCCGAGCGAGGAGGACGGCAUGGCCCAACCGAGGCAAUAUGGCUCACACACCACGAGCUCAGCCUGGGGCCGCUCGUAGCGUGA
Oncorhynchus masou masou (cherry salmon) is the source of this 778-nucleotide messenger RNA. Its product is annotated as dynactin subunit 4-like. NCBI's taxonomy places the organism in Eukaryota, Metazoa, Chordata, Actinopteri, Salmoniformes, Salmonidae. The annotation marks the transcript as partial. The record is from RefSeq and is a predicted model, not a curated record. Gene Ontology annotation, cellular component: dynactin complex. The transcript is spliced from 8 exons.